Branchiostoma floridae (Florida lancelet) is the source of this 6979-nucleotide messenger RNA. Its product is annotated as cytosolic carboxypeptidase 2-like. The record is from RefSeq and is a predicted model, not a curated record. The transcript has 38 exons. The coding region runs from base 297 to 4769 and encodes 1490 amino acids. Gene Ontology annotation, biological process: proteolysis. Lineage: Eukaryota; Metazoa; Chordata; Leptocardii; Amphioxiformes; Branchiostomatidae. Gene Ontology annotation, molecular function: zinc ion binding; metallocarboxypeptidase activity.
CGUAGGGCCACCAUUGUUGGUGAAGCAUGUGUGUUGUUCGGCUCCAGGUGAAAGAAUGGCUCCGACUGAAAACUUUGUCUCCGAUGUUUGCUUGUUGCUGAGAUACUUUCCGUGUCGGAUUGUCAAACAUGGGGGCCUAGAGUAGGGUUUCGAGGACUUGUAUUUCAGCUGAAGGGCGAUCCUAGGGGUCAAUUAGGCAUUGAUACGCCGGGGUCGGCUUGCCUGGGUUGUUUUGUACAAGUUGGAGGUGAAGAGAGCGGGCAACUCGUGUGGAAGUCGCCGGUUCGAAUCCCAAGAUGAGUUUCUCACUAAAGCCCGAUCCAGAGUUUGAGUUCGGCGUGAACUCGUACGAUGCGUUUAUGAAGAAACACCUGCAACACUACGGUUACUAUACAGGGAGAAAUGAAGGCUACAGGUCCAGCUUCUCGGCCUUCGAGCAGUGGCAGCGGACGCGAGGGUAUCGCGGGGGUUACAGCGACCAUGAUGCCAUGGAUGUGGAUGAGGAAGAUGAGUAUGAGAACCAUGCUCUCGUCAAGACAGUCAAACGGUCAAACAGCGUACAGAAUGUAGAUAACAGACUCUGCGAUGACUUGCUGAGAAAAACCACCCAGAUCGUGUUCCACUACCAGCAUGGCAAGCGUGUGCCGAAGCUGCGUGAGCCUCGGAACCUGUAUGCACUCACCAAGGAGCUGGGGCCGCAGCAGGCUCCUAGGUUCCCUGCUGAGAUGCCGGUCCUGAAGGCUAGAAUAAGGCACAUAGAGUGGACGCCCCCCUUCAGGGAACCCUUCUAUGUACAGACCAACCAGGAGAGGACCCCGAUGGUGCGGGGCAUCGAGGGGGAGGGCAGAGUCGUGUACUUCUGUGAGACACUCAGGGAAGCUUAUUUCAUGCGGUCGCGGGUAGGGGGCAGUCGAGGUCCACUGAAGGACAUCACUGUGAAGUUGAAGGAUGAGAACGACAAGACGCUCAUCUUCGAGUCCAGAUUCGAAAGUGGAAACCUCAUGAAAGCAGUGCAAGUAGGUGAGUUUGACUACGAGCUGUACCUGAGGCAGGACCUGUACACAGACAAGCACACCCAGUGGUUCUACUUCAGGGUACAGAACGCCAAGAAGGGACACACUUACAGAUUCACUAUAGUCAACUUGUUGAAGGGCGGCAGCCUCUACAACAUGGGUCUGAAGCCCCUUAUGUACAGCGAACACGACGCACAUACCAAGAAGACUGGCUGGUUACGAGUAGGGGAAAACAUCAAGUACUACAAGAACAAUGUUAGAAUAAACCUGAGGAGUGACAAAUGUUACUACUCCCUGACCUGGACCUGCUCCUUUCCCAAUGACAAUGAUAAUUACUUCUUCGCCCACUGUUACCCCUACACCUACUCAGACUUACAGGACUACCUCUUGAAGAUGGCAAAUGACCCAGUGCGGUCCAAGUACUGCAGACAGAGGGUUCUGUGUAGAACACUGGCAGGGAACCUGGUGUACGUCCUCACCAUCACUAAUCCUUCCAAGAACCCAGAGGACGCAAAGGUAAAGAAGGCAGUUGUCCUGUCUGCCCGUGUCCACCCCGGGGAGACCAAUGCCUCCUGGAUGAUGAAGGGCUUCCUCGACUACCUCAGCGGCAGCUCUGCCGAUGCAAAGCUUCUACGUGACACCUUUAUCUUCAAGAUUGUGCCAAUGUUGAACCCCGACGGGGUGAUUGUGGGGAACUACCGCUGUUCGCUCGCUGGCCGAGACCUGAACCGCAACUACAAGUCCGUCCUGAAGGAGUCGUUUCCGUCCGUCUGGCACACCAAGAUGAUGGUCAGAAGAUUAUGUGAGGAGAGAGAAGUGAUCGUGUACUGCGACCUGCACGGCCACAGCCGGAAGCAGAACGUGUUCAUCUACGGCUGUGAGAACAGAUACGACCCCGAGAAGAGACUGAAGGAGCGCGUCUUCCCUCUCAUGAUGCAGAAAAAUGCUGGGGAAAAGUUCUCGUACAACGGGUGCAAGUUCAAGGUGCAGAAGAGUAAGGAGGGGACCGGCAGGAUCGUCAUGUGGCACACGGGCAUCAUGAACGCCUACACCAUGGAGGCGACCUUUGCUGGGUCCACAAGGGGUAAGAUGAAGGGGUACCACUUCAACGCAGCAGACUUCGAGGCCAUGGGCUACCACUUCUGCGACACGCUGCUGGAUUACUGCGACCCUGACAGGUCAAAGGCUAACCAGGUACUGCAGGAGCUGCAGGAUAAGCUGCGGCAGGAGAUCCUGCGGAGGAUCGAGCUCUCCGGGAAGGCGCCGCCGGUCGGUGACCCCCUGGAGAUGGAGGCAGAGUUCGGCUCGGACCUGGAGUCUGACACCAGUGGGUCGGACAGCUCUGUGGACGACGGGCUGCCUGUACAUCUACUGGCUAUCGCACCCAAGCUGAACAGAAAGAAGAAGCUGCGUUCAAGGAAAGAGAGAAACAAGAACAGGAACAAGGAGAUCAAGACAAAACCUUCAAAAUCAGAGGAUAACAAGGAACAAAGUGAAGAAAAGAAGAAGCCCAAACCUCAGAGUGCAGACAAGAGACCAAUCAGAACACAGCACAGUGAAGUCCACUCAGCGAGAAAAAGGAGAGACGAUCGGAGCAACAAUGGCAUCCCUGUGUUUGCUGAUGAGAGGGUAGAACUUAGAUCAGCCAGGAAGACUGCUCACCCAGAGUGUACCUGCCAGACUAGUGCAAAAAUCCCAUAUGCCAUGAAGCAAGUCUCACAAGUGGACCUUCCUGGGGAGUUACUCAACCAAGUCAUGGUCAUAUCCUUACAGAAGAGCAAGACGGAUUACCUGGAGGCCAUUACCCAGGCUUACCUCAGGAGCGGAGUCAUGCUGUCCAAUGAACAGGCAAAAGAAGUGCCCCAUUUCCGGUACGCCAGCGGUCAGAAGCACCUAAUCGAGGGCCUCUGUCCGCAGCAUGACCAGAACUUUGCAGCUAACUAUGUCGCCAACCACCUCAGCGACAACUACUCAGAAGGAGAAAACGCCGGCGAGGACCCUGAGAUGGACCCGAUCGCGCCCGUCAUGAGGGACGUGGCCUGUCAGUGGUCACCCACGCAAGCAGAAGAGCCAGUAGAGCACAUGGAGGUGGAGAGGAGACACAAGGAGGAUCCCAACAAGAGACUGAUGUCACAGAAACAUCUGGUCGAACUGUCGGCUAAGGUGCAGAGGCAGCACGAACAGUCCAUACAGGCUCAGAGGGACAGGAGAACCCAGCGAGCACAGAGCCCCAUCAAGCAACACCCCUCCCCGUUUGACGAGGGACAUUCCAAGGCAGCUUCCAGAAUAGGAUCUUCCAUAGACAGAGAACCCAGGUCCAGAGUGGGCUCAGCUACAAUAGUCAGUGUGCAAAGCAGAGCCCCCACUGUGCAGUCCAGAGUCAGUUCUGGAGUGGCCCGAGUAGCGGAGAGGAUCGGCAGCGCCACCUACAGCAUGCCCAAGGGAUCGCAGGUCUUCACCGGGGCGCAGAUUGUGCCACGGGCGAGGAACGUGGAAGAGUCCAGCGACUCCUCAGACACCCACAUCAAAUCCUUCAAGGCAGAAAUAGCCAGUAGCCAACCUCCGCCUAGCGGUGUAGCUCAGUCCCACUAUACUCCCCCGUCCAAGGCAUGGAAGUCCAAACAGUACACAGUCCCCUCCUCCACUGCCAUCACUGAGGUCACCAGACAGGGCACACCUGCUGCUCACCCACCGCGGGCUCCAGACAAGGACCCUGUUACCAUGACGACGGUGCCAGGCUUUGCCUCCAUUCCUGUCAAGAAGGUCGUGCCAAAAGACAUGAAGCCGGAGCCGAAGCCGUCCCCCUCCAAGCCACCCACCCGGCCUGCUGCUAACAGUCCAGACCCGUCAUCAGCCCUGGCCAACAUCGGAGAGCUCAGGAAAUCUCUUGUAGAGCCUCCAGACAGAGCAAAAGUGCAGCCCGAUAAAACACUUGACAGACCCAGAAGAGACACGUAUGUCCGUGAGCUUCAUGCCAGGCACCCAGACUCUGACAACACAGCAACCAAUCAGGAAGCAGAGGAGAGAGAAGAGCCAAUGACCGGAGAGAAGUCCCCUGACCUGGACCCUGCCCACCAGAACCUGGAGUGGCGCCACCGCGACCCCCGCCACCGACCCGGGCCGGAGUUCAUCCCCGUUACCAUGGAGAAGAUCAGCAUGAAGGACCUCGAGAUGGCGCCGAGGAACGCGCCGCCAAGGGAGCGCCCGUUGACGCAGCCGUACCACCCACAGCACCCACACCCCCUGGAGAGGCCACAGGGGCAGUCAAGGGAGGAGAACCCCAAAGUGCACAGCUUUGGGGUGGGGAAGAUGGUCGGACCAUAUAGUAGAGAAAAGCAGCCGGCAGUUUCAGCGAGCAAGCAGCUGACCUCCAGUUACCAGGACAUCGUGUGUCGGCGAGACCGGGAGGGCGCCGCGGCCACGGACGACACAGACGAGCAGCAGGAGUCGCGGGAGAACAGCGGCAGCAGUCAGGAGAGCAGGAAACAGGAGACCAGCGUAGAGAGGGCCAGCACUGUGCCCGUCAGACAGUCAGAGCCAAAUAUCUACUACGGCCGUCUGGCGUCCCCGUCACGCACCUGGCGCAUGCCCACCAUGUUUGACCACCUCCAGCCAGAGUAUCGCCGUCAGGACUUCACCAUCCGACCGGAGCCCAUCUCCAUCCCGUCAUCACGGAAAAGGAUCUCACGAGCCCAGAACAUGAAGUUCCCAUCCGUCCAUGGUUUCUCUUUCAAUCGGCCAAAUGCACCACAGUAGAGGAGAGCAGGACCACCGCACCUCCGGAUUCCUGGGCCAGAGGAAAAUCUACCCUCCACUCCUUAGGUACAAGCAGACCAAGAGGAAAUAACCGGACUCUUGUUGGACCAGUCCAAAAACCAGGUCCAAUAAAAAUCAGUGAACCGGAUUUUGGACCCAUUUAGAAAAUGAACAGAUGAUAUCGGCAUGUCUUUACAUGUUUGGAUGCUUCUUGGUCGAAUGAGAUAACAAAAGUGGAGUAGAGUUCAUAUUAAUCUCUACCAAAUUCUGCCUAUCCCUAUAGAAACAGCAAGAAGUGCAUAUGAUGCAAUACAUAUUACAUUGAAGAUCAACAUACAAAUGUACAUGUAGUAACUGUUUCAUGAGGAAGCAGUUACAAUCCCACUUAACAUGACUUGCAUUUUCAUGGUCACUGAGCCUGAAUUUUGCUUUUUCGGUCCUUUUUUGCAAAAAAUCGAUAUUUUCUAGUCUCUUUGUGGCCACUUACUGUCCUAGCAGUUUCAAUUGCUUGUGGCAAAACCAAGAGGGCAUAGAUAACAUGUAUAUCACUGGGCAUUUGGUCAUGUCUGUAGAACCCCUUGCAGACACAGUGGUGCACUUAUGGGGUUGAUUCAAAAAGUGUGAAUGCAAAGUUUUACAAAUGUUUCUCUUCCAAAGAUAUCCAUGCAGAAACAAGCAGGUUUUUUUAACCAUUUGCUUUUGACACAGUAAAAGUCUAACAGGCCCAAGAGGGCGCCACAAAAGAACUUCAUGUAUCUAAUAAUUGAAUGUAGAUAUUAACCGUUGAGACUUGUGCAAAGUUCAAUCUUCCAUGUUGUAUAGGAAAUAUUUUUAUUACAAUUUGCAGUAAAAGCAAUUAUUGCUUUCAAGGUCAAAUGUUUACUUCAAGGUCAAAGUAUGUCCAAUACUUGUGGAGACCAUGGUGUCGAGGUGCCCACAGCAGUUUACAGAACCGAGGUAACGUUUGCAAGAAAGGCAGUCAGAACAUAACCUUCUCCCUACAUGGUAAUACUUUUGCCAAUACAGAGUAGAACCUGUGUCCUAGAAUGCUGCUUGGUUCGUACUCUGCUUAAAUGCCAAACACAUGAAUAAACUGAAUCAGAAUCAGUAGGUUCUGAGUUCGAUAUUCGCCAUGCCCCUGCCCCCAUGACGGUGGAGUGACGCCCACCGAGCCUCACGGCUAAUCUGUCUAAAGGUGCCAAAAAACACCUACAGAUUUGGUGUGCCAGUGUGUCAACAUCUGCACAUUUGCCACUAAAAACAACAGGUCCCCUGCGAAAACUGUGCCGGGCACUGCUUGUCGGACAUGUUAAGAAAAUUUGCAGUCUCUCAUAGUCAGACAUUGACUGGCUUGUGCUGAAUGAGGCUAGCUCAUUAAUAUUCAUAAGGAACAUGGAUCAAUGGUCCAAACGGAAGGAUAGUUACACUGAGUAUGAGCCAUGCUGAUUUCUAUGAUGUGGGUAUGACUCUGCCUAGGAGGAUGGGAGAGGGUAAAACUUGUGUUACUUACUACAUGUAUGUACCUGGUAUAUGCAGACCUGCUGCUGAAACUAACAUAUCGAGUAAACCCUUCCGCUAGAAAGAAAUAUUAUCAACCUUGACAGUUGGAGGGUUGAUAUCCUAUUCAGCUGCAUGUAAACAUUCUACAUGUUUAUGCAUUAGAGAAAUAAACUUGUAUUGUAUAGAUUAUUGACAGAAAAAAUAUACUAUUCAAUAGUUUUGUAUUGCCAAAUAUCACGCUUGUCCACGUUUGAAAUGUCUUGCCAUUCUAGCAUGAACUAGUCGUAGGGAACAUGUUAUAUAUGUAUAUGCUACAGUUCACGUUCAACUGCAUUGAUCAUUUUUGAUGGUGCAGUUUUUUUAAGCAGGGUCUCUUUGCUGCAAUAAAACCGUCCAUGCUGCAUAAAAUUGUAACUGAGUAUCAGAUGUGUAAAACUUUUUUGAGACGCUUUCAGUUUCUGAAUUGUAUUCAAUGUUAAUCAGAAACUAUUGUAGUUACAAGUUUGUAUAUAGGCUUUCUUGUGUAUAUACUGUAUGUUUACUUUGUGAGAUUUGCUUUCAGCCUGUAUGUUGCUGUUUCUAACAGUUUCCAUGUGAAUCCUUUAAGGUUCAUCCAUUGUUCUAAAUGUUGCAGUUUUUCUCAUGCUUCUCUUCAAACUACGGAGAGAAUAUUUUUGUAACAAGUAAAGAAAGUUGGUCAUUGCAUACUA